AUUUGAGUGCACACCCGGAAGUGAGUGCAAGCUGACCGGCUCACCCCCAGGGGCCAUGGCGGCGGCUGAGACGGCGGCCGAGGGGGUCCUGGGUCGCGGCCCUCCCGGGGAAGUGAUUCAUCUGAACGUAGGAGGCAAGAGAUUCAGUACCUCCCGCCAAACGCUCACCUGGAUCCCAGACUCCUUCUUUUCCAGUCUUCUGAGCGGACGCAUCUCGACUCUGAAAGAUGAGACUGGGGCUAUCUUCAUCGACAGGGACCCCACCGUCUUUGCCCCCAUCCUCAACUUCCUACGCACCAAAGAAUUGGACCCCAGGGGUGUCCACGGUUCCAGUCUCCUUCAUGAAGCCCAGUUCUAUGGGCUCACUCCACUAGUUCGUCGUCUACAGCUGAGGGAGGAGUUGGAUCGAUCUUCCUGUGGAAAUGUCCUCUUCAAUGGUUAUCUACCUCCACCAGUGUUCCCAGUGAAGCGCCGAAACCGACAUAGCCUGGUGGGGCCCCAGCAGGGUGGAGUACGCCCAGCCCCUGUACGUCGAAGCAACACGAUGCCCCCCAAUCUGGGAAAUGCAGGGCUGCUGGGUCGAAUGCUGGAUGAGCGAGGCCCUUCUCCACCAUCAGGACAACCAGAGGAACCUGGGAUGGUGCGAUUGGUGUGCGGUCACCACAACUGGAUUGCUGUGGCCUAUGCCCAGUUUCUUGUCUGCUAUAGGCUGAAGGAAGCCUCUGGCUGGCAGCUGGUAUUUUCUAGCCCCCGCCUAGACUGGCCUAUCGAGCGCUUGGCACUAACGGCCCGCGUACCUGGUGGAGCACUGGGGGAGCAUGACAAGAUGGUGGCCGUGGCCACAGGCAACGAGAUCCUGCUGUGGGCUCUGCAGGCAGAAGGCGGAGGCUCUGAGAUAGGAGUCUUCCAUCUGGGUGUGCCUGUGGAGGCCUUGUUCUUCGUGGGGAACCAACUCAUCGCCACAAGCCACACGGGGCGCAUUGGGGUGUGGAAUGCUGUCACCAAGCACUGGCAGGUCCAAGAGGUGCAGCCAAUUACCAGCUACGAUGCAGCUGGCUCUUUCCUCCUCCUGGGCUGCAGCAAUGGCUCCAUCUACUAUGUGGAUGUACAGAAGUUUCCGCUACGCAUGAAGGACAAUGACCUCCUUGUCAGCGAACUCUACCGGGACCCUGCGGAGGAUGGGGUCACCGCCCUCAGUGUCUACCUCACCCCCAAGACCAGUGACAGUGGGAACUGGAUUGAGAUCGCCUAUGGCACCAGUUCGGGGGGUGUACGAGUCAUUGUGCAGCACCCCGAGACCGUGGGCUCGGGGCCCCAGCUCUUCCAGACCUUCACUGUGCAUCGCAGCCCUGUCAUCAAGAUCAUGCUGUCUGAGAAGCACCUCAUUUCAGUCUGUGCUGACAACAACCACGUGCGGACGUGGUCUGUGACCCGCUUCCGUGGCAUGAUCUCCACACAGCCGGGCUCCACGCCCCUGGCAUCCUUCAAGAUCCUAGCUCUGGAGUCAGCUGAUGGGCAUGGAGGCUGCAGUGCUGGCAAUGACAUUGGCCCCUAUGGUGAGCGAGAUGACCAGCAGGUGUUCAUUCAGAAGGUGGUGCCCAGUGCCAGCCAGCUCUUCGUGCGUCUUUCAGCCACUGGGCAGCGGGUGUGCUCCGUGCGCUCCGUGGACGGCUCCGCCACUACCGCCUUCACCGUGCUGGAGUGCGAGGGAUCCCGGCGACUGGGCUCCAGACCCCGGCGUUACCUGCUCACUGGGCAGGCCAAUGGCAGCCUGGCCAUGUGGGAUCUGACCACAGCCAUGGAUGGCCUUGGCCAGGCACCUGCAGGUGGUCUGACGGAGGAAGAGUUAAUGGGACAGUUGGAGCAGUGUGAGCUGGCCCCACUGGCUUCCUCCCGGUCCUCCCUCCCCAGCCCCUCACCCCGGACCUCACUUACCAGUCUCCACUCAGCCUCCAGCAACACCUCACUGUGUGGUCGCCAUGGGAGCCCCAGCCCCCCACAAGCAGAGAUCCGGCGCCGAGGGGGAGGCAGCUUUGUGGAAAGAUGCCAGGAACUGGUACGGAGCGCGCCAGAGCCCCGGCGGCCACCCACACCAGCCCCUCGGCCCUCGGCGGGUCUUGGGACACCCCUUGCAUCUCCCAAGAAGAAACUCAACGAAACUUCCUUUUAAACCCAGCUUGCCAAGGUGCCUUUGGAUACUCUGCUCCCAGGGGACUCAGGUGCCCUUCUCCCCUUUCCCCCUCCCUGCCUGCUUCCCGUGGGAGCCCUGGGUUCAGGGCCAGGGCCUCCUCCAAGCAAUCAUUUGUUACUAGGUCUCCAUUUCCCCUCCUCCCCCCACCACUACUUUUUUAGGAAGCCAAAGUAACUCUCCUCAAUAACAUUUUCACUGCCAACACCCUGUUUUGUAUUCUUAGAUUGUUUGGGGAGGGGGUGGCCCCUAGGGAGAUGUGGGUCCUAACCGGGUUCCUGGUGGUAAAUUUAUGAGUAUUUGCCUCUCCUGGUUUAAGAAAUGGCUUACCAUCUGACUUCAGGCAUGGCUGGAUCCAGGGGUUCAAAACCCUCAUCCCCAAGGGCUUUCUCUUAUCUCUUGGAUUUGCUUUCCUCUAGGAUGCAUCAUAGUCAAUCAGUGGCGAGACGAUCUUAGGGAGCUCUUUAACAUUCUUUUGCUUUCUAGCAGCAGAAAUCAUAGGGUUGAUCAUCAUUGGCUUGAGUUGGUUCAGAUGAGCAUUUCUGAACCCUUUAGUAUGGUCACUGUGAUGGAUGGCUAUAGGUCUUGUCUCCCAAGUAGCUGGAAUUAUGGACAUGGACUGCUACACCCAGAUGGCAUGGAGAUUCCUGACUCUCAAAAUCUAGAGUAAACAGUUGACCUAAAAGGCAAUGGAUUCUAAAACCUGUGUGUUUCAGAUUUCCUCAAACUCCAAAGCAAAUUUUGUUUUGCUUGGUGCUGGG
This is a messenger RNA of Dipodomys spectabilis (banner-tailed kangaroo rat), 2949 nucleotides long. It is a transcript of the gene Shkbp1, whose product is annotated as SH3KBP1 binding protein 1. The coding region runs from base 56 to 2170 and encodes 704 amino acids. NCBI's taxonomy places the organism in Eukaryota, Metazoa, Chordata, Mammalia, Rodentia, Heteromyidae. Gene Ontology annotation, molecular function: protein binding. The transcript has 18 exons. Gene Ontology annotation, biological process: protein homooligomerization. The record is from RefSeq and is a predicted model, not a curated record.